AAUUUGACAAACAUCAUCAUUUAUUUAAAGCUCGGACUGAAAGACAGCAUCAGCAUCUGCUUCUUUGUGCUGUCGUGCACGGACCUGGUCUGCAUUAUGAUCUUGAUCGUGUCGGACACAGUCCUCAUGCUCGCGGAAAUGUUUCGCGAGAGGUGGCGGGUGGAUGGCGAAGACUUGUGUUGGUUCACGAUGUAUUAUUACGGGGCGGUCUACGACGUCUCGCAGGGCAUCACGACGUUCAUCGCCGUCCAGAAAUGCUGGUGCGUCGCGCUGCCUUUCCGUUUUAAAGAUACGUUCACGACGACGCGGACUUUUGCCAUCCUAACUGGAAUAUGUUUAGCCAUCUUUUCUAUCCAUAUGCCGAUUUUAGCAUCGCAAGAUAUUGUGGAAAUGGUCGACCCGGUCAGGAAUAGAACUCUGUUUAAGUUAUGGACAUCGGGCAUCCGGGCUCAGGCCUACUCCGCGGUUGGUCUCAUAUCGUUAGUGUUUACCACAACGUGUCAGGUUACCGUCGUCUUCUGCCUGGUAGUUCUUGCUUCUGGCUUACGCGCGUCAUCGAAAUUCAGGAAUUCAUCAACAAGUGCUAAUCCGGAGCAGACGUCCUUGGAGCUUAAAAAUCGCAAAAUUAAAUCAAAUGGAAAGCCUUCAAAAAAUGGUAGUAAAUCUGACAAGUUGGGUUCUAGGAACCAAAACGCAAAUGUUCAACAUGAUGCGAUAAAUUCACCCAAAAAUGCCAAAAUCUCAUCUGCUCCUGGUCCGGUUAACAACACGUCCAGAAAAGAGUUGCAGGCCUUACAAUCUGCCACGUUCGUGUCCGUCCUGUUUGUGGUGUGCAACACGUUUAAGUUGUUAAAUUACUACGUCAUCUUGUGUUUACCAGACUUCAGCCCGUUCGGACGCUAUGUGAAUAUCUACCAGUUGGCCAAUGAUUAUCGGUUCACGGUCGAAGCUGUGCACAUGGCCUCCAACGUACUGGUCUAUCUGAAAUUCAACACGCGAUUCAGG
Molecule: messenger RNA, 1005 nt
Organism: Lymnaea stagnalis (great pond snail)
Lineage: Eukaryota; Metazoa; Mollusca; Gastropoda; Lymnaeidae
Source: the annotation of a GenBank genome assembly